Messenger RNA from Triticum urartu, 897 nucleotides. The record is from RefSeq and is a predicted model, not a curated record. Lineage: Eukaryota; Viridiplantae; Streptophyta; Magnoliopsida; Poales; Poaceae.
AUGACCGGCGUUGCUGCUCCAUGCGGGAGAAGGGAGAGGCCCAGCCGGUGUUGCUCGUUGCUCGUGGUAGGGAGGGAGGAUGUUCGGCCAACGUCGCUGCUCGUGGCUGGAAAAAGAAAGGUCCGAUCGGUGUUGCUGCUCGUGGUGGAGAAGCGGAAGGUCCGAUGGGCGUUGCUACUCGCGGCGGAGAAACUUAGAACCACGACAAUUGGUUCUGCUGACGAUUUGAGGGUGAUGUGCGAGCAUGGCAAGCCAGGGAAGAAAUGUGUUGCAUUCCAGGGGAUAAGCACUGGGAGGAGGUUCAUUGCCUGUGCCGUAGAAGGAGUUAAUAAAUGUGGAUUAGUGCAGUGGGUAGAUGAGGAGUGGCCAGAUCAUCUGCAGAAUGCACUCCACAAACUGUGGCUUAUGUAUGAGGAUAGCAUCCAGGCCAAUAAGAUGGCAUGCCUUGAGCAUUCAUUUACUGAGACUUAUGAGAAGCUUGUUGAAGAUGUGAACAACCUCUUGGAUUCUCAGGAUAAUCUGCCACAUGAAACUGAUAUGAAUGUUGCUGACAGCAGCAUGGAAAAGGAUGUUGAGAUCAAAAAAUUGAAGGCAGUUGUUGAUCAGUUGAAGUGCAUUCAUGUUGCUCAAGCCAAUGUCAUUAGGAAUUUGAAGUUCAAUCAUCUGAAAGAGAAGGAAAAGAUGAGCUCUGAUAAGAGGACUUUGGAGUUUAGCUUUGCUGACCUGAAGAAAGAGAAGGAGAAGCUGGAUUGUUACAUUGCUGAGUUGACUAAAGAGAAGGAGAAGUUGAGCAUUGAGAAGAGUACUUUGCAAUGUGAUGUUGCUGACCUGAAGAAAGCAGGUGAAAGUAACAAGAGGAAGCUGAAGGAAAUCAAGGGUAUUUGUGGUGAAGAAUAA